Molecule: messenger RNA, 5712 nt
Organism: Seminavis robusta
Lineage: Eukaryota; Bacillariophyta; Bacillariophyceae; Naviculales; Naviculaceae
Source: the annotation of a GenBank genome assembly
AUGGGGCCUCGAGAGGAAGCCAGCAAACAGUUUCCACGAACCCCAGCUUCCACGCAAACAUUGGAUGUCACCACGCCAGUUACACCAGAUUUCAAACCAGGAGGGGCUGGAAAUGCUCUCUUUGGCAACAAGAAAUCAGGAGCUGACGCUGGACUCGUACGGUUGGCCACUUGCAAUGUUGUGCGGUUUGGCCUGGCGGAAUUGGCUUCGGAAAAUGCGCAGUUGAGUCUAUUACAAGACCUGAUUGGUCUUUUGAAGCCUGCCGCUGUGACCGAUCCAUCCGAACUCAAAUGCAAUCCUCAGCAGCUGCAAGUUGUACUGGUGGAAAUCUCGCAUUUGCUCAGUGCCUUGGGAGAGGCUGCUGCCUCCAAGGUGGAAGAUCUUGUCACCAACUUGAAAACAUGCCUCUGUCAUUCGUCGCAUGGAGUAAGGCACGAAGCGGCUGUAGCUUGCGGGGCGCUCGCAGACAGCUUCCCGGCAACUGGAAGAGAAUUUCUAGAAUAUGGAAUGAAGGAACUUCGGUCACAGCACACAGAACUGAUGGGUGUCGCAAAUCGUAGUGAAAGCGUCGAAGUGAACGAUCCCAAGCGAUCGUUUGGUCGCAUGUUCCGACGGGCCAAGAAAGAGACGGAAAAGAAGGUGGUCGAUCCCACUCUCGUACACCAAUACACAAUACACGGCAUUUCCCUUAUGAUGGCCAUUGUUGCCCGAGACCUUCCGCAGACCUCUGGGGGAAUAUCGCGACAACUACUUUCAGACGUUCUGUCAGUGGCAGAGUUGCUGUCCGAAUGGCAGUUCAAUGAUCUCGUAACCAAGGCGAACCCUGCAGUUGCCUGCACUUGCAUCCGGGCCGGCUUUGGAAUCAUUACUGGUGUUUUGGCAACUGGACCAGUCGCCGUGCAACCGCACACAAAGAAGAUUUUCGAAAUAUUCGACAAAUCUUACAAAAGCUCGGCUAAGAAUGGCAACAACUUCAGCACUGAUCAUGACCUGGGGUGUGUGGAAGUCGUUCUCACAGCCAUCGUUGCCUUUUUGAGCUAUGAUUCCGAAUUGCUUCUUUCAGUGCCUGAGGCGCUUUCGCAGGUAUCAAUCAUGCUGGAAGAGCUGCUAGUGUUGUUUUCUUCCGGGGGCCGAUUUGCCAAGGAUUUUACGAACCCAGCAGCGAUUACGCGGCUGAAAAGCGCGAAGGCCUCCCUAAUGGAAGCUUUCGCAUGGCUGCCUUCUGGUUCGUUCCCAAUGGCAGCAGAUGCCGUCUUCUCGUUUGCCGGAGAGCAAAUCAAGAGAGCCAUUGCCGGGGAAGUCACUUGUUCACUUCUCCCAUCCUUAGUGUCCAAAGAGGAUGUGCUGUUGGAUGCAAAGUCUGUUUCUAGAGUCGACAGAGCAGGGCAGGUCGGAGGGGCUAAAGAAAUCGAAGAGAGCAUUGUCAUUCUCACCUCAGAGACGGCUGAUCACGGGGAAAGGGAGUCAGUUCUCCACUUUCCCGGAUCCCAUGUUGUUCAACCUUGGGAAAAGGAGUUUCGAAAGAGCCAGAUCCUGGGCAUGUUUGCUUACGAUGCCACUCAGGCACCGCCAACACCUUUGCACGCCGCGGUCGGAACGUGGCGCAAACCGGUGGAGGUUUCUUGCUCUGCCACCGUUCGACUGCUAGAUGCUGCUAUCCAGGCUUACGCUGCAACUUUUGGUCUGAAAGGCGGUAUGGAGCAACAGGAAGCAAUGGAUAUGCUUGCUCUGCUUGUGCCUCCGUUCUUAACCCAAUUGGCCAGUGUGAUCGGGUUGAACACAACGCUUUCGGAGCCCGCGAGUCGAACAAAGGCGAAAGAAGACAAUGCAGCUGUUGCAAACAUCACCGCUGUACUCCUUUCCUGCUUGAAAGCAUUGCCGCUCCACGAGGCGACCCACAAUGUUCCUAUCGGCCUAGGGCCCCCUUGGAUGAAUAAAGCGAAGGAUCUUCUGUUGACACUGCUCCCGUCGGCUUCAAAUGUAGUGCGCCGAGCAGCUGCCGAAGGAUUGGCGCUUCUUGCCACACUGGGAGUGAGCGAAGAUGCACACUUCCUUCAAUCCGCUGUGCUUCAUUCGCUCGACGAAGUCAUGCGAGGAAACCAGCCAGAUGGAAAGCCAAGGACCUUGCCCUUGGAGCCCAUCUCGGCGUCGCGGGCGGGUUCUCUUCUAACAUUAGCCUGUAUUCAACGAAUGGCGCAGACAGUCAACGAGAAAAAACUCGGUCGUAACAAAGGGCGUGCACUAAGCGCCGAGGAAAUCAUCUUGCAGGCAGAAGAGGCUCUUCCAACAUUGCAAAUGAUGACUCGAAUAUUGCCCUCUGUAACCAGACAAGGUUUCCGAGAUUUCUUCAUUGUUCAAACCCACGCGCUUCACUCGUUCGGCUUACUCCUCGGAUAUUCUUCAAAGCUGGAAAGAGAGAAGGAUAAACUGGAACCAGAGGACUUGCAAUUAUUGAGGAAAGGGGUAGAGCUAGUGGAGGAUAACUUUCUGGCAACUUGGACUGUUGCAUCGGUGGAAUUCGAUGCGGGUCAGGAGGCCGAGAAACUGGCCGCAGAAGCGUCCUUUCUUGCCGUCUUGUUGCGCUUGAUGGCUCUUCUCGUCCCCUCCCUCCACCAUAUUUCCGACAACCAGGGCGUUGCGACUCGGUUUUCAGCCAUGGCCACAAUAAUCUUGGAAGCGAUGGGUGCGCACCCUGUUGUGAGCAUCGAGGGAAUGGCUUUCUUUGAAGUGUUGGCCGGAAUCCAAGACAUGUUGCCGCCCCCUUCACAAAACCUACUGGACACUGACAACCCCCUCACUUCCUGCGUGCCUUACUUUGAUUCCAGCCUGAAACCACGCUACGCAGGACUGUUUGCAGUUCCGAGAUGGCAAGAUAUGGGUGGUUGCCUUUCUUCAACACGAGGCAUUAGAGCUGUCUUGCGUGCAAUCAAAGUCAUGUCGCUUUCAGGGGUCUGGGAGGAGAACGAUGUGCACUUCAUGAAGGCCAUCUUCGCUUUUCUGGAAGGGACCUGUGCGUCCAGAUGUUAUUCGAAUGCCACAUUGCACCGUCCUCUUGCGGCUCCGCGUGCCUCCGAGCUCGCGGCUGUCGAGAGCUUGGCGGUUGAAAAGGAAGCGGCGAAUGUCUUGCAAGCUCUUGUUUCGGUAAGGCCGUCGUCUGGUCGUUUGCACACAAUACUGUUUGCUCGGUCGCUGGUCGCCGGAGCGACUGCUGGCGGUGGAGAACGGGAACCAGAAGAUGUUGACACGACCUCUGUCCAGGGAAUAAUCAGAAAUGCUGACAACUCCGCGAUCAGCGACGCACGCUAUGUUCUGCAACAUGUCGGCCAAAUCCGUUGGCAACUGAAGAGCCUUUCAAUUGUUCUUGCCACCGCUGCUCUCGCGGAGAUGCGCCAAAGCUGUAGCACAAGCAAUGCUGAAUCUCCGGAUUUCAGUUACAGUGCCGCCGAGAACGAGAUCAAAAGGGCCCUGGCUGCAUCUUCGAGCAAUCCAAGUUCACGUCUUGCGUUCCAUCUUAGCGGCAUUGUUUCGCUUGCAUGCACAUCUGCUGUUGCUGCUGUGGAUCAAGCGGAGCUUCCAACACUCCAACUCGCAGCAGUACUCCUCCUGUCGAACCUUGUUGCAUGUUUUCGCGGAGUUCAGGACCCGCAGGAACCUGAUGCGGCUAUGCUGGAUCAAUUCACUACGCAGAUCUUGUCUUCCGUAAAGCACUCUCUAGGCGACCCCGAAGAUAUCUCAGACGAGGCAUCCUAUCGAUUGUUCUACGGAGGCUGCGAGGCAAUCGAAACAAUCGUAGAGAGCGAGUUGACGAAAGAUCCGAUGGCAAUCAAACGUAUCAUUCGCCCCACAAUUCCUCUAGGAAAGGACACUCCUUUCUUUGAAUAUGGGAAGUCAUUCCCUGACGACGGCGAAGAAUCUGAGAACUCGACCAAUCUAGUAAAAAUCGGUCGAGUUUGGACAGCUGGAAUGCUCCUUUCCGAGAGAUGCCAGAGCCAAACCAACAUAAACGCAGCAAGGAAGCUUGUCGAAGACGAAGCAGGCCUCGCCGUUUACGCCGCAGCGGUCGCGUUCGAUGGGGCGCGCCUCCUUCUUGACGCUGGAGCAACACUUUGCGGUUCCGUUUCAGGUCAGGGGAAAGUGAAGCAGCAGGUUGAAACUGGGUUUUUGUUUGGUAACGUGCACGACUUGGAUGAUUCGGUAAAGGCGGCGUUGGUGACUGCGUGGUCUUCUUGUGGCUGCUUCGCUCUUAGGACGCUCGCCAAGAUGGCAGCAGAAGAAAGGGACGACGACAGGAAAGCAGCAUGUAGAACAUGGGUGCAGAAACUUGCUCCCCUGAUGUUCGAAGGGCUCAACGACUCGCUGACCGAAUUCGGAAACCAUGAUUUCUCCAAGACUUCAGGAUGGUGUGGUGGCAUUGACAGCUCGGAUGUUGCUGUCAACUGCCUGUAUAGUCUUCGUGUCUUUGUCGAAGGAACAGAACAGGGCAGCCUGGGGGUUUCAAUCAACGUCGACCAAAUCCUCAACCGCCUUCGGAUAUCGGUUUUGUCGCCAGCGUUGGAUCAAACGUCGUCGGAUCUGAAGGGUGGGUUUGCCCGGUUGCCCGAGGGCCGCCAGGCCACUGUCAUCAAGGAAAUGUGUGACAUGAUCCAGCACGUUGCCGCCUCCGCAGCCAAGGCUUCAUCUUCCCUUCUCAUGUCAAUCCUGACUCCGUUGGAUCUGCUGCAACGGGGGGCAAUCGAGUUUGGACAAAGGCACGUUGAUUUGAUCGUGUCAACUUGUCUCUCGGCCGCAGGAACGUUGGUUGCGCUCUCCAAAUCAAGUGACGCCUUUGUAAAGUCCAUGACUCAAAUUGCGCUCGAAGUGCAAGAAUCGGAGAAAGGAGUGCCUGAAGGCGUGAACAGUGCUGCAAGACAGCUUCUGAAGGCCUGUCUCUCACACAAGUCUGUGGAAGCCAAGGAUCGACGCGUAGUCGCCCACGAGCUUGCCAAAAUGGGUGACUGGGAGACAUGGUGUUCUGUCUGCGCAGUAGACGAUGGUCUCACGGCAUCUGGCAGUAUGGACGUGUUGAAGAAUGUGCUGCUUGAUACACAAAACCCGGAGAAACAGCUUCAAGCCCUGGCAGCAAUUCGGCUGCUGGUUCAGAAAACAAAGCUCGUUGGACUGAUAUUCAGUGCUGUGGGCGGGGAGUUGUUGCACUUUUUCAAGAUGUAUGGUGCUCAACCAGCGGUUUCCCGAGCGAGUCAAGCGCGCCGCACAACCGUUUGCACGGAUACGAUGAAAAUUGUCUUGGUGGCAAUUCAACAGCUUGUUUCCGAUUCGACCCCAGAACCAGUGUUCGUGGCCUUUUUGAUGGUAACGUUUGAAUAUAUGCUGAUGGUCCUGCGGUACAAUGGUCUCCCAAACCACCCUCCGCCCCAAACCGAAUCUGAUCCAUCCCUUGGUCGAAUGACAGCGCAAGCGAUUGUGCACAUUGCCCGUUCUGCCCCUCUCCCUUUCAAAGCAGCCCUCGGGUCAAUGAGCGACGCCGACCGAGCUGCUUUGGAGUUCGCCGUUCGAGCUGAAAUGACGGGCUACGCCAAUGCCCAAGCUCAAGCCCAAUCCAAGAAGAAGAUCAGUUUGAAGGGUUUCAAGAAGUGAUGACUCGACUCAACUCGAAGUAGAAUCUCUUUCAUAGGAAUACUAAUAAGUUUUGCUCUAAUGCAACGAUACUCUACU